This is a messenger RNA of Lineus longissimus, 5615 nucleotides long. Its product is annotated as ubiquitin thioesterase ZRANB1-like. The record is from RefSeq and is a predicted model, not a curated record. Gene Ontology annotation, cellular component: cytoplasm; nucleus. Gene Ontology annotation, molecular function: cysteine-type deubiquitinase activity; K63-linked polyubiquitin modification-dependent protein binding. Bases 349 to 2538 code for a protein of 729 amino acids. Lineage: Eukaryota; Metazoa; Nemertea; Pilidiophora; Heteronemertea; Lineidae. The transcript has 9 exons. Gene Ontology annotation, biological process: cytoskeleton organization; protein K33-linked deubiquitination; protein deubiquitination involved in ubiquitin-dependent protein catabolic process.
CAAAAUGGAGGUCGUUGUGUUGACAUUUCUUGUUUUGCUCUAAAAAGGUCCAGCAAAACCCCAAUAAUUCUCGGAUUCUAGAUGGUGAAUAACUGGAACAUUUUGAAUACAGAUCAAUGACAUUGAACAAUUUGAAUACAGAUCUAUGACAUUGAUCAGGCAGUCAAGGACUUGUAAAUCUUGACACAGAAUUUGGCUGCACCAUUCAAGGCUGGUGCUGAGGAUUAACCAGGUGGUGCAGUCAAUGAUAUCAAGAUUUCAAAGUGAUAAGAUAGGAGAUUGUGACUGUUCUUCAUUGCGACCAGUCGUCUAAAUCAGCUAAACUAGCGCAGGAGAAGAACUCUCAAAAUGGAACCAGAAGGUGAAAAGUGGUCAUGCGAUUAUUGCACGUAUGAAAAUUGGCCGGCAUCGAAGAAAUGUGUGCUUUGUCAGGCGCCGAGGCCACCAAAGUUGAUUUCGCAGGCCGCCAUGGAUAGUGAUAAGGACAUCUAUAAGAUGGCGCCAUUGGUUAGUCCGGCAGCUUCUAGUAGUUCAUCCAGGGCGUCUCCAACGAGCGGCACGUCAUCUCCGACUGGGUGCUCGACGAGUUCUAGUGCGAUACCUUCGUGUAAUAGCUUUGAUCCGACUCGCAAGUGGUCAUGUUCGGUUUGUACAUACCUAAACUGGCCAAGGACACAGCGAUGUGUCCAAUGCAUGACGCCAAGAUUAAAGAUGUCGCCGAUGGCAUCGCCCUCUCAGGAGCGCCAGCUGUCUCCCUUGAGUGUGAAUGUGAACAUCGCUGAGGGGUCGCACAAAGCUUCGGCAAGAAAACCCUCGCCAACGUCACCAGAGUCGGCGAAGGAAAUUAACAAUGGGAAAAAUCGUAUUGUCGCCAGUAAACAGGGCAAAUGGACCUGUAAGUCUUGCACUUACGACAACUGGCCUAAAUCGCAAAAAUGUGUCAUAUGCGCAGCUUCUAAACCCAAACUGUUUGAAUUAGGUGCGACGGGAGGCCAUAGUCCUCAGAUCAUUUCACCGGAUGAUGAUAGGAACUCGAACAAACGUGGCAGCACACCUAAUUUAUCGUCGCCAAGUUCGGCUCACGCGGAAAGCAUUGAACAACUGGCAGGGGCGACAGCCUCACUAAAAGGCCAUGAAGAGAACAAUCGCGUCGGCGACAGAAAGUUAAAACAGAUACGUAAUCGAAUGCGUGAAUCUGAUUGGCUGUGGCUGAAUGCGUGUCAGGGCAUCGUGGACGGUGACGCUCGUCCUGUUGAGGCCUACCUGUCGUCGGAGGGUGAUACGAGCCGCCAACUCACUCAAGAGGAAGUGAUCGUCUUAAAUCGCCCGAGCGCAUUUGAACGCGGGUAUACGUUAGUUCAUAUCGCAGUGAGAUUUCAACGGGAGGAUAUAUUGGCGUUGUUGUUGACACAGACAGAGGCGCCAUGUAAAGCCGUCAAGCGAGUGCCAUCCCAUAUUAGUCCUGAUCUGGCGGCUGAAGUGCGGCGGGAUGUUGCCGCGUCGAUGAGGCAGCGAAAGGGAGACUUCCCGUGUUACUUCCUCACCGAGUGUGUCACGUUUGCACUGCCAGCAGAAAUAGAAGAUUUGCCACGACCUGUCCAGAAGCAAUUGUUUGAUGAGCUGUUGGAUGGAGAUGUACAGAAAGAACUUGAAGUGGAGGAGCCCAUCAUCAACUGGAGUCAUGAGUUGACAACGCGUCUCGGCAGUCGUCUUUAUUCACUGUGGAAUCGCACGGCCGGAGACUGUUUACUCGACUCGGUCUUCCAGGCCACGUGGGGCAUUUUCGACCGUGACAAUGCGCUGCGCCGAGCGCUCAGUGACAGUCUCAGCGAGGGCGUAAACAUGUUUUAUCCUCGAUGGAAAGAAUUUGAAUCUAUGCAGGCUCAAUCUCUGUAUUCACUUGAUGAGAGCCAGUGGCAGAAAGACUGGGCCAUCCUGCUCAGUCUUGCCAGCCAACCAGGUGCUUCACUUGAGCAGACGCAUAUCUUUGCGCUGGCUCACAUUCUGCGCCGGCCGAUCAUAGUCUAUGGAGUCAAAUUUGUGAAGAGUUUCAGAGGAGAGACUUUGGGGUAUGCACGAUUUCAAGGUGUCUAUUUGCCAUUACUCUGGGAGGCAAGCUUCUGUUACAAGUCUCCCAUCGCUCUUGGCUACACCAGGGGUCACUUCUCUGCCCUUGUUCCCAUGGAGACGGACAACGACCGGAACAUCGGGGCUAGCUCCAACAUCGAGAGCAGCAACGAUACACAGAUCACCUAUCUACCACUCAUCGACAGCGAGGGGAAACUACUGCCUGUCAACUUCCUGUCUCCAGCUCAGAUUGGAAAGGAGGAAGCGAUUCUCAAAGAAUGGUUAGACUGUUGCGUGACAGACGGUGGCCACCUAGUGGCCAAGAUGAAGAUUGCACGGCGCCCAGUCCUCGUACGACAAAUGGUCGAUGAGUGGUUGGACUUCUAUCGGCGCAUGGCGCAGAAUAUGCGCAGCAGCCCACCGCAUCCCGUGCAGGCUCUCGACAGCGACGGUGAAUCAGAUGAGGACUGAGGCGUAUCUAUUGACAAUCUCCGUUUAAGAAACUGGUCAAAAGACAAUGCUGUGUUGGGAAACAUCUGGUGGACAUCUGUUUGACAUCUGGCUGGUUCAGGAUCUGGGAUGUGUUAUACAAUAUGAAUAGAGUGGAUUAGAUGUAUCCUGAGUGUGAACCUGUUUUCUGAUUUUGGAAUGAGUUUCCCCGAUCUCCGCCGAAAAAAGGUCAUCAAACGUAAGUGCCAUUGUUCAAUGGAUUUAUGGUUGAAUUCGAUCAAACUACAGUAGAACCUCUCUAUUAAGGACACCCUCGGGACUGACAAGUGCUGUCCUCAAUAGAGAGGUGUCCUGAUUAGAGAGGUCAAGUUGAAUGGAAACAACCUAUUUUGGACCAAAACUAGUGUCCUUAAUUGAGAGGUUGUCCUUAAUAGAGAGGUGUCCGCUAAGGGAGGUUCCACUGUACAUUAUUUCUGAUCGGGAAGGGUAAACUUUAAACCCGAUUUUGUUGAAAAACUUUCUCCUCUCCCAAGGUGGACAAGAAAAGGCCAACUCGUCAACUUGGAAGGCCAGUCUGAUUCUUGGCAAGUUGGGAAACAGAGUCAAAGUGUGAUGUGUCUGAUCCAUUCUAAUACUAUCAGGUAUUAAUCACUGUUGAUAAACUAUGUCAUAUUUUCAAAUUAUAAUUCCCAGGGUUAUAAUUAUAUACGUGUAUAUUAUAAAUCUCUAUAUAUAUCGGUAUGUGUAUUGUGAAUAUACGAAUGUGUCUUGUGUGAAUGUUGGCUGCCAAACAAGUUCCACAUCGAGGUUGAAUAAACUCACUUCAGACAUGCGUACAGUGCCAUACAGACAGCAAGAAUAGUCCAAUGGUAUCAUUCUGUGUUAGGGUGGACAGGGGACGAGGUUGAGACUAGAGUUCGGGAGCAGUGGCCCACUGCCCUGCUAAAUCAACUCUGGACCCGUAUUGAAAGAAUUCAAAAUAGAGUAUAUUACUUCUCAGUAGUGAGUGGCCAUGAUAUUGGGAUAAAUAAAUGCCUAUGAUCUAGUGCUAGUUUGGUGCAGUAGCUCCGUGUGAUAGUGUGUACAGCUGGGGGUUUUAACUUGGAACCCAUGAUGGCCCAGUGUAUAAAGUUCUGUUGCAAAACAAAUACGACAAUAACUUUCAUCCGUGCGAAAAAGUGUUGCCAAUUUGUUUUGCUGCAAAGUUUCAUUUGGUCGUGUCUGAUUGUAUUGUAGAGAAGUUUUAUGAAUGUAAUUGGACCUGUGUCAGUAGAUCUUUGACUGAAAAUUUCAUUUCUCAGAUGUCUACAUGUUAUUCAUAUUCCUUUAUGAGGCAGCUCUAUAGUGCUCAUGAAAUAAUCACUCACAAUAUAUCUGUAGUAUUGGAGUAUGAAAUGUGAAAGCAGCUGUCAGUUGAAUUCUGUACCCCACGACUGAAGUGUGGCCAUCAAUUUUGGGUGAAAUCUGGACGAACAGUUUCUCUCUGCUGUUGAGUGUCUGAUGUUAAAGGGGAUUUCGCACAACCAGCAUCUCGGCUGUCUUUUUACAUUUUCUCGGGUGGUGAAGAUGAACCUUGUCAUUUCCUGUUUAUAAGUCUGGUGAAGAUCAGUAAGCUGGCCUGAUGAACAUGUGGGCAAUAGGGCCUGUGAUGGUUCCUAUCAGCACCUCACUUGAUGAUGCAUCAGUUGCUCUGAUACCGACUGAUGCGGGAGCAUUGUAUUGCUUGUACAACGUUCACUUUAAGACAAAUGUGUCGUAUGCCUGUUGUACCCUUCACUAUGAGGAGCAGCUCUAUAUGAGGAAGACUUUAAAAUGUUAUUUUCGUAAGGCUUGAUUCUUCAACAGAGGGCGAAUGCUGCUGUACAUGGCAAUCAAAAUAUACCAAACUCAAGCGGCAAAUCAUCGCUUCUUUUACUAAAUCACUCUGGUGGAGUUUAUAAUUGUUGAAGAAAACGUCAGUUUGAGAUAAAUAAGUUUGUCUGUCCUAUAAUGAUAGAAGCCUCAGUUGUUGACUUUAUACAGUUGUUUUAAAUAUAAACUUCUCAAUCAUUAGUCAGGUGUAGUAGGCCUCGAGGCAAACGCAGACUGAUUGGCUGGCGAUAGCUUGAUCAGGCUACGAUUUCUCUGUCAAGGAUGGGUCUUUGCCCGACUGAUCACAACAUGUAUGAAAUGUACAAAGAUACUGAAUGGGAUGAAUGUAUUGGUAUGUCACCUGUCCAGUUACAGGUCGGUUAUGAAAUAGAUAGAAGGGAAGUAAUAUUUGUGGGAACAAUUUUAGAUAUGAAAUAGAAGGCCUACGGUAUGCCUGUUUAGAAAUUAUGGUGUGAUACAAAUGUUGAUUUUCAGAUAAUUCUAUUUUGGGUUUCUUAUUGCAAAACAGUGAAGUGCUAGAGUGGUGUGAUUUUCACCACGAAAACAUUUUAUUUCAAUGUGCAAAUCUAGUCAGAACAAUUUCAAAUAAUUUGGGGUGUUUCGUAAAUAUGUCUUAUUUUGACAAUUCCCUCCUGGGGCUUAUCAAUGGAUUACUGGUAUUUUUCUCUAGAUUUUGAUAUGUAUGACGAAUGGUAUGUGAUGUUGUGAUGUCACGAGCACGGAUCCCAGACGUUGGAGAGGGCGGGGGCGGGGGCAUAAUGUCAAAUACAGUGUUGUUCUUUUACUGAAAAAAACUGUUUGAAAACUUCAUCUCUCUGGAUCUGUGUCUUGAUGAUUUUAGCCCCUCGGAAAUAUGCUGGGGACAACCGGUUCAAUGUCCUGUUAGAUCCCUUACAGUAGGCUUGCCGGAAUGCAUUCUCUAAGCCCUUCUUAUAAGAUCUCUAAGUAUUUCUGGGGUAGGCCUAUAUAGAACUGGGCAUUUUUACUGAAUGAAGGUAGCAUUGUUAUGUAAACUAUGAAUGGUGAUAUCAAUACCAAACGCGCAACCUUUUAUUGUUCAUCAUAUAAUUGACAUUUUGUGUGCUGUUGUACCUUGUGGAUUUAGAACAUAAUUUUGUCUCAAAAAGCUACUUAGCAAGGAGGUAGAAUGCAGGCCUUUCGAUUACAUCAUUUUCACACCGCUAUACGGUGUAGGAAAUUUGGCAUGUCCCCAAAUUAGGCCCUGA